AUGACAAGCAAUUUCGAUUAUUCGGACAACGGUCCAAUGAGAUUCUCCCUGGACACGGAUAAUGCCCCCGUCAAGAAGCAAGUAUUUGAGCUGCUGUCAGCUCUGUGCAUGUACUCUGCGGAUGGGUACGCACGAGCUAUCGAUGCCUUGGGACAUUAUAAGGAGUCGAAGAACCAACGUUACCGUUUCGGCCUCAUCAUCGAUGAGCUACACGGCGCUGAGACGUCGUCGUACAAAACGACCCUGGUCGCCUUCAUCAACUGCAUCCUCAUCGCCACCGACAGCGUCGAAGACCGCAUCAGGAUACGCAACGAGUUCGUUGGUCUGAAGCUUCUGGAUAUUCUCACAAACUUAAGAAAAACGGAGUCCGAUGAUCUCGAUCUGGUCGUCCAGUUGGAUGUCUUCGACGACAAGAAGGUGGCAGACGAAGAGCAGUUCUCGGGACCUCGAGGAGUCGACCUCAACAACCAUAUCGAUGUCUUCCAUGCCCUCUUCAAACAGGUGUCUGAUACGCCGCAGUCAACCCCCUUCCUGACUAUCCUCCAGCAUCUCCUCCGGAUCGACCCGAAGGAAAGCCUUAGUGAGAUAAUCUGGGAGGUUUCCGAGAAACUUGUCCACAAGGCAGUUCUCCUGGAGAAGAAAGAAUACGCCGACAAGCUCGUGAAACUCGGCGAGCGUGAGAUUGCACGCUCGGUCGCCUCGCUACGAGGACGGGCCGACACCCUGGCAAGCACGCCCCGAGUGGAGAAUGGGAGAGACAUUCUAACCCCGCGAAGUGAGUUAGCGACUACCGCCCCUGGUAACGAUAACGGAACAACCGGUAACGCCUCUCGAAAGAUGGGCGUGGCAGAGGCAUCUUGUGUGUCGGAAUCGGUGCAGUCGCAUACGGAAUCGGACGGGAUACUGUUCUCGAAGCCAAGCUCGACCAUCAUGCCACCGUCAUCGUUAUCAAUCCCUUCCCCCAUCGUCCCACCUCCCCCUCCACCUCCACCACCACCACCACCAGGGAUGGGUGGGGGACCUCCACCACCUCCACCUCCACCUCCAGGACCGGGUGGUAUCCCACCCCCACCACCUCCACCACCAGGACCAGGGGGUCCACCACCCCCUCCUGGACCACCAGGGAUGCCUGGGGUAGCCUCUAUGCCAGCGAUGCCUUCUUCAUCAGCAAUACCCAAUGUGAAACCCAAAUCACGAAUGAGGACGUUAAAUUGGGUUAAGCUGCCUCCACGAAAAGUCAUGCAUGCCAACAACAGUAUUUGGAGCAAAGUCAAUAAGAUUGAAAACGGGUUUAACACAGACUGGGAUACGAUAGAAGAACUGUUUUGUCAACCAAACUUGAUGAAGCAGAAGAGGAAAGAAGGGAAAGAGAAAGAAAUCCAGAAGAAGCGCGAUUCACAAGAGAUCAAUCUUCUGGACAGUCGCAGGAGCCUCAACAUCAACAUCUUCCUCAAGCAGUUCAGGACGAGCAAUGACGUCAUCAUACGUCUGAUUGCAGAUGGUCACAGCAACGAGAUCGGCGCCGAGAAACUCAAAAGUCUUCUCAAGAUUCUGCCCGAGAAUGACGAGAUUGAAAUGCUGCGCUCAUUCGAUGGCGAUGCCGCGAAGCUUGGCCAGGGUGAAAAGUUUCUCAUCGCUCUCGUCGAAGUCUCUCAUUACAAGCUCCGAGUUGAGAGCAUGCUCCUUCGAGAGGAAUUCACCUCUAAUAUGGACUAUCUUAUGCCUUCCAUUGAGUCCAUCAUUGAAGCUAGUAAAGAACUCUUAAAGAGCACAUCACUGAAGGACAUACUUCACCUGGUCUUGUUAACCGGCAACUUCCUCAAUGCUGGAGGAUACGCUGGCAAUGCCGUGGGAUUCAAGAUGUCUUCCCUACUCAAGCUGGUAGAAACACGCUCCAACAAACCGCGGAUGAAUCUUCUCCACUACGUGGCUCAGUUGGCAGAGGAGAAGAACCCAGAGUUGGUUAAAUUCCCCGAUGAAUUGACACAUCUAGAAGACGCAUCAAGAUUCUCGAUAGAUCAGCUGAUUGCAGAUGUCAAGAGUCUUAAAGAGAAGGUUGCCAAUAUAGAUGAACAAGUCCAAACUGUCACAGAUUCAUACAAGGAACACAUGCAACAAUUUCUUAAGGGUGCAAUGGAAGAAUUAGAGGAUAUCAACUCAAUGUUGGAAUGCGUGGAGGAACAGAAGGGUAAGCUAGCCGAGUACUUCUGCGAGGAUGUGAGUACCUUCAAACUGGAGGAAUGUCUCCUGACAUUCAAGGUAUUCUGUGAGAAGUUCAAGAAAGCAAUAACGGAGAACGAAGCAAGAGUUGUCCAGGAGAAACGAGCAAAGCAACGCCAGAAGCAAAAUGAAGAAAAGAAGGCAGCAACCCUAAAGCGUAAGGAGAGCAUAAAGAAGACUCCCACGCGGUCCAUGAGUGCUCCAGCAGGCAAAGAAUCAAACUCUAUCGUUGACCGCCUCCUUGGAAACAUCCGUGAUGGUUUCACGGGAAAAAAUCAAGGCAUGGACACUGAUGGAACGACUACUGAUAGUGACUAUGGCAGCAGGCCGACCUCACCAGCACCCAAUGCAGAUACAAAGGCUUCCACCGAGGAUGUUUCGCCUGCUUCCUUUACGCGAACAUCCGUGGCACGACGGUCAUUCCAGAAGACGCCGAACCUGAACGCGAUUUCGGAGAACUCGUCCCAAACACGUGAUGACACUGAUAGUGGUUCAAAACGGUUAUCUUACGAAUCUAAGAGCGAUGAUCCUCUACUGAACUUGCUCAUGUCUGGCAACGAUGAUGAAACAUUGUCACAAAUAUCUUUCAAACGUGAAGGCAGUGUAAGACGCAGCGGUCGUAAGCGACGAACAUCUCAGUAUAGUGUAACUGGAAACCGCGAGCGAGCUGAGUCGCCAGCUGCUUAUGUUUCUGAACAAGAACCUGUAACAAAACCACACAAAUCAGAGCCAGAGAAUACCGGAGAUUCAAAACCAGAAACAUCAGAGGAAUACAAAGUACAGAAGAGUCCACAAAAGCGUAGUUACCGUUCCAAGACUUCCCUAGAUAGUCCAGAGACUUUGCUUGCAGUGAACAGUCUUGCAAGGCGAGAUAAGCUCAAAGACUUCAUCAACGAGGACAAUAGCGUUACGAGCCCUACCGAACCUAGAGACCAAACUAUAUACCGUAAUGUAAAAUCGCAUAAUGAAGUGACCCGCCCAGUAUCAUUUGGAAGCGAUGAUGGCAGCAUUAAUUCGGAGGUCGCCGAUGCUCUUUCCGAUAGAGCAGAGACCACACAAGUGUGUGAUCACAUUCACCGUGAAAGGAUAGCAAUGUAUGCUAAUAACACUAGUCUGAAUUCUUCAGAGUCCGAUAAAAGGCUUUCAGGUGAUUCAGGAACAUUUCAACCUAUCUCAGAUGACUCGACAGACAGUAAGCGCAACUCGCGAGCCGAUUCGGAAACGAACGAAUCAAAUGAUGACCAACUCAAUCUAGGGACAAUGGCAAAUAAGAUUGAAGCAAUGACUCUCAAUCUAGACAGUUUAGAAAAGCAUAAAACCACCGAGUCAGAAAAUCGCGAAAAAACAGUCGAAUCCAAAGAAGUUGAUGUAACGAUUAACGAUAGCAAGCCUGAAGGAAACCGGUUAUCUAACUGGAAUAAUAAUGUCCAAAGUAUGAACAUUGAAGCAGCUGUAAGCGCCGUAGAAUCUUCGGUUUAUGAUCGCAGUCCAAGUAAAGAGGACAGCACCAGUUCUAAGAAUGAACCAGAGCGAAGAGAAAGUGCCUAUCGCGCUCGUCUCCGCCAAUGGAAGGCCAUGCGAAGUGAAAGCGUAAAUCAAGAGCCAAAGGGAAAUCCCGAACAACUCACAGAAGAACGGGUAGGGUCGAAAUCCUACGAGGAUGUAAAACCAAGCGAGACCUUCAUGGACACACCUCUUACGCCGCAUCUCGCCAUGGUUGCCAUGGAAACUGAGAGCGUGGAGGAGAGAUACUUGGAUAAGAUCAACCGUGACCGUUCCUUGCUGGAGAGUAUCCUGACGGGCCAGUCGACGCCUGAGACGAUUCCCAAGGAGUUAUCACCGGCCCCAGCAGAUGAUACCCCGCCGGUUCUACAACGACCAGUAGGACUCAAAGCUUUGAAGCUGAAACGAUUGUCUUCUGAAGUCAUGAAUGGUUCUGAUGAUGAAGACCCCUGGUCCACUAUUGACCGACAACAGAUUGAGAUCCGCCGUAACAUCUUCGAUAUCAAGGUCGAGCAGCAUCGACGAAGUCAGUCUGACAUUUCCACCCCGAACAGUCCCGUCAAGGAGUACAAAGAGUUCCUAUCAACGUCACAAUCGGACGUAUUCAACAAUGAUGAUCUUUUUGUGGAGGAUUUAGAAACAGUGCAAGACAUCAACCAGAACGUUACAAAGUCUCCAGAUAUGUCUGAGGACAAAGCUCCGGCUUCGGAGGAUGAUGUAGAGAGGGGUAAGACCGUCAUCCCGAUAACUGGUACAGACAUCUAUGCUUUAAACAACAUUGGAUCCUCAAUUGUAGAAAAUGGAUCAGCAAGUGGAGAAAAUGGAUCGGAGUCAACGGUUCCAGAGAUCACUAGCCCUGCAAAAGAAGUGCCUCAGGUUGAAUCUUCAGGAGUGAAGAAGGAUUUAAAGGAAAACGUGAGCAAGACUGUUACUAAAGCCACUACUAGCUCGAACAAGAAGGUUACGAGCAGCAAGACAAGUCCUGUUGAGAGAAAAGCGGUGAAUAGUGUCAAUGGAAAGACGACGGGAUUGAAGAAAAACUUAACGAGCCCUUCCAACAGGACACCAAUUGCUAAUUCCAGUGCAGGAAAAUCAUCCCCAUUAUCGCGUAAUGGAUCAAUACGAUCGUCUGGCACGGCCAAAAACUUGUCGCCAUUACCAAGAAGUACUAUAUCAUCACGUAGUCCAACGUCGACUUCCCGCAGUGGUACUCCUACGACGACGAAGAGGAGCCCGAUGUCAGUCUCGCCGAGGUUACCUGUCGGGUCAAAAAUCAACGGUAUUGGUAACGGUGGAGGUAGCAGAGCAAGUAGUUAUGAUUCCCUGCACUCGUUUUCUUCUGAGCGAUGUGACUCUGCCGCUAGUGGCGCUUCCUCUGUCUCGAGCGUAAGCCAGUCAAAGAAACCAGUCAACAGUUCCAGGACGGCUUCGACAGUAACUCGCGGUGCGGCUGGAACAGCGAAAGCACCACUGGCAAGAUCAACGUCAAAUUCAACGUCAACUUCAUCAACGGGAACAAGGUCGAAUGGAUCCCCACGCACACUUCCGAGUGGUUCAACGCGGCGCAAUGCAACAACAAAACCUGCUGCUGCUGGUUCUGCAAAAACAGGAAAGACUUUUGUCCGUGGAACGCCUGAACGGACUACCAUUGCUGGUAGUGCGUUAAGGUCUUCCAAACCAAGUUUAAGUGCUGCAUCUUCGGUCAGAAGCUCACUUCGAGGAACUUCUGCUACCGAGAAAAUGUCUGCAACUUCCACCACCAAGUCUUCUUCUUCAUCAUUAUCUUCCUCGCCACGAAGUGUAUCGAAGGACACAGCCACCACGAAUAGUAGUUUCAGCAGAGCAGGCUCGGUCAGAAGACCAAAUGGGUCGAACAAGGCAGGAACGAAGAAACCAUACAUCUCCUCUCAUGCGACAUUAUCUGCAAGGAAGAGUGCAUCUGAGUCUUCUGCUAGUACGAAACAGACAUCCUCUCCAAGGACAAUUAGCUCAGUUCGCAAAAGCGAAUCUCCUAUAUCCAGGAAAAAAGCACCAAGCUCCGUGAGCACCAAAUCAGGUGCGUCACAAAGUACAACUCGUAGGGCUAUUAGCACUCCCGAGCCUGCGGAAGUCCUGGAAGUAGAUCCAGAGGCACAGAAUUCCAUUCCAGAAAGUGCAGUAGAGGCACUUCAAGCCAGGUUGUCUUCGAAUAACGAUGUGAAAAGUGAUGAUACUGCGAAUGAGGACAAAGAGGCAUCAGUAAAACUCAAACGUGAAGAUGCAGUUGAAAAGUUUCAAAGUCAAUUUGAGGACUUUCGGACGCUACCUCGAAGUUCCUCAGACCCUGACAUGCUCCGGAACGCUGAAUCAACACCAGACGUGACACUGCGCGACAAGUCUUCAAGCUCCACCUUUCGGCGCAACGGUCCCCAACGCUACUCACUGCCACCAACCUCCAAAAACAUUACACCAUCACCUACGGGUAAAAAGGGUGGAAAACCCGGCAAAUUCAGUCGGAUGAUGAACCGACUUAGCCUCAGUGGGUCUAAGAAGAGCGACAAACUCGAUUCCCGUAUUCUGGAAACCGCAGGAGAAAAUGCCGCCGAUGACUACGUCUUUGCUGCUUCGUCUUCCACGCCGAAGAAUAAGAAACUGUCAAGCGGCAACCCCUCAAAAGACAGAUUUUCGCGGAACAAAUCGGCGAGUUUACGCGUAAGCUCGAAAACUUCAAAAACUUCAAAAACGGCCACGUCUGUGGCAGCAGGUACCAAGGACUCAGACACCAGCAAAAGGCGUCUUUGGCGAUCAUCAUCCGUCAAAAGUAAAGACAAAUCUUCUGUCGCUAAAUCUUCAAGGAGGUGAAAUAACUCUAUACCGUUGGAGAGAACCUUAACGUUGAUGUAAACUAUUUCUUACAUUAAAGAAGGAAAAAAGACUACAAUACUUGCCAAUAAUAGAAAAUUAAUAAACAUGUAUCAGUUAUCAAAUUGCGUAAUUAUUUGUCAAAUGCGUGGAGUUUGCAAUUUCAUAUCGGAGAUUGUGUAAAUACAAAGAGGUCUAUAUAGACAAUGCGUGUCUUUUCGUGGUACAUGUAUUGAAAUGUUGACUAAGAUAUCGAAAGAAGAAAACGACAAUUUCUCAGGGAAAAUGAUCAAUCUGCAUGAGACAAAAUAAUAUGAGUGUCAGAUCCGAUUUGUUUUAAAUUUUUGAAGCCAUUUUACUUUCUGAAUGGUCUCAUUCAUUUCAUGAUUAAAAGGAACGCUUUUGCAAACUUCAUUUUUCUCAAAUCUAUAUUUACAGACAGCAUUGUAUAGAUAGACAUAAAUUUAGAAACACAGGGCAAGUUUAUUAUACGUUGUUUUAUUUUCAGCAUAUCACAAGUUUGGAACAAACCUUUCAUUUGGCAAAAUAAUAUUUACAUGUACCGUCAGCAUUAAUUGCGCAUUGUCUGGUGUAAGUAAAUAAAAUAAAAUGUCAAUUAUUUCUGUCGCUUCUUGAAUUAAACUCGUAUAUUUAGAUUUUGUUAUUACAAAUGUUUGUUCCUUUUCCCUAUCGAUGGCUACUCAUCAAAACGUCGCCAAUCCUCUGGUAAGAUCCCAUCAUAAACAGACUCAAUUGUAGAACACUGGUAUAUAACAUGGAAAUGGACUAUGAGACUGCUGAAACUGCUGAAUCUUUCACGAGCUGAAAGUGUCUGCGCGGUUUCGACGUUCAUACAAUAGUCUGCUUGGAGAUAUGACUAACUGUUUACAGGCACGCGCAAGGUGAUGCUAUAGUAAAAUGGAUCAUUUAAAGUCGUUUGAUGAUAUAAUAAGUUCUAUUCAACGGGAAAUAUUCUUUGCAUGUGUUUUACUUCUGAAUCCUUCUUCGGGAAGGUGUCUGAGCAGUAAAUAUCUGAUGAGGGAAUCCCAAUUGUAUAGUGUGGUACCUAAAAUUGUUAGGUAUAUGAAAUGUUACCUGAGGAAUGGAAUAUUUACCUUAAGGAAAGAAGCAUUGAAAUGAUAUUAAUCAGUAUAGCCUGUAAUUCAAUCUUAUUAAAACCGUAAUAUAUAUCUGUUCCUGUAUCUACUUUGUUCCCAUGCCUUGUAUACUCUUCAAUAUCUUGUAAAUUAAAAACGGAUUGAGACGAAAAAUAUUUUGGUAAGCUAUUAACCCUUUUACAAAUUGAAAAAGAAUAUUUUUUAAAUACUUGAUAACGUGCGAUGUAUCAAAAGUGCCUUGUAAAUUGUGUAAAUGCCUUUAUUGUUUUAUGAUGCGAUAUUUAUGGAGCAAGACAUACAAUAACACGCAAUAAAUAUCGUUUAUAUUUCUAUUUGGCUAGGUGAUUGGAUGGUAUUGGAUCAAUAAAACUAAUCGAACUAGAAUAGGAAAAUAGAAUAGGCUGCCACUACCCUGGCAGCAUCAUUGGACACGCGUUUCAACCAAGUUGACGCAAUUUCGGUAGUUUUUUUUAGCCAUUUUAAUUCCUCAUUUGUGUAUUGUUGUUUACAUAUCCUUUGACUAUAUAGAUGUACAGUUUCUGGCAAUUUAUUUUUUCCUUAUUAACGUAUUAUUAUUCGGCUGAUGUAAAUAUUGCAAAAUCUGAAUAUUUUGUUCUCAGUUUUCCUCAGUUUUCAGUUGCGCAUAAUUAUGAUGGUUUCAUGCUUAAGUUACAUGUAAGUACAAAACCGAUGAAAGCAGUUGAUAUCAUUUCCAUGAUGAUAAUGUUAUGAUAAUCAUGAUCGCAAUUGUUAUAUAAUGCUUCCAUUUGUGUGGACGGGGUUGUGAUUGCCCAUAGACUAUUGUAUGAGAUCGAUUACUAGUAGUGUAUUCUUAACUUCCACAACCACAAGCGCUAUGAUGAUACAAUUAUUCUCGAUUUUUAUUGGAAAGCCUUUAGUUUUGAAAAGUUUUCUCAAGAAUUCAGUCUAAUGUGUUUAGAAAAUCAAAUCAUUCAAUGUAUUCAGUAUAUAUAUAUCAUAGAAUAUUUUGAGUUGACUUAAAACAGUACUUACUCUAUCCUACUAAGAAUUCUUAAAAGGAGACUUCAUUGCAUGUUAACAGUGGAGUUUUCUCAAAAAUAUGUAAUGAAUAACGUACCCUUUGCAUUUGCAUGCGACUAUAUAAUUAUGUUCUUAUGUCAUUUUUUAAAUUGGACUUAAAAAGCUAUCUUUUGAUACGAAUAAAAUAAUCUAAAUUAUUUUGUUAUGACAUGAAAGGUAAAUGAAAUGUAUUCUGACAUAAGUGGAAUGUACAACUGGUGUUUGAAAUAGCAAACUAUUUGUUUUUUACGAGCAUAAACAGACAAAAUUGUAGGUGUCCGAGGAAAAUCUCGCAUGGCAGGGAUGGCAUUGACUUAGAUGAUGGCAUUUUUGUCUUCAACUCAAACCAGUUUGUUUUGGUAUUUUAUUCAAUUAUCGAUUUAUUUACGUUCUCUUUUCAUUUGUAAAUAGGAAGAAAAUAACUCCAUUUUUUGUAAUUGUAAUUAAAAGACAUUUAUUUAGUAUUUAUAUAUGCUAUAUCCAUGAUUUAACCGCUUUUUAUUGACACAAUAAAAAAAAGACUACUACACGUA
Messenger RNA from Strongylocentrotus purpuratus (purple sea urchin), 9256 nucleotides. RefSeq names its product formin-J. Gene Ontology annotation, biological process: cellular component organization. The transcript has 17 exons. Bases 1 to 6564 code for a protein of 2187 amino acids. The record is from RefSeq and is a predicted model, not a curated record. NCBI's taxonomy places the organism in Eukaryota, Metazoa, Echinodermata, Echinoidea, Camarodonta, Strongylocentrotidae. Gene Ontology annotation, molecular function: actin binding.